UACAGAUAUAGCAUUCCCAUUGCCCCUCAGCGAAUUGCAUAUCUGCACCCCAUCCUGCAUCUUUAUCGCAGUUUCUGUUCCCCGCAAAACCCCCCUAAAUCCAUAAAAGGGUCAGCCUCCAGCAUUGUUUCACUUGCUAUACCACCACCGGCUAAACUCGAUGACUUCGCUCUACUAUACUGCUACUGACUCGGCCUACAAGGCCGCAACUUCCUGCCUUUUCUACUUCUCCAACUAUCAGGCCAAGGCCAAGGCUAAACGUGCGCUGGUGCUUGCGACCGUGCCUCCCGAAUGGCUUCUCUCGGACGAGAUUGCCGCGCAGUUCACGGAAUCCUCAGGAAACUCCGUACUUGCGAUCAUCAACGAUCCUGCGGUUGUAGGUCACAUUCUCUCUCAGAAAGAGAUCGACUUGACCAGCAAGUACACCAGCACUGAGCUCUUGGAGCAGCUCAAAUCCCGCGAGAUCACCAGCGAGGAACUCACGCUCGCAGUAUGCAAGAAGACGGCAAUCGCCAACCAACUCACCAAGUGUUGCACGGAACUCAUGUUCGACGACGCCUUGGCCCGUGCGCGCGCAUGCGACGCGCAUUUGGCUGCGCGUGGCGAGCCCCUUGGGCCGAUGCACGGCUUGCCAAUCUCCGUUAAGGACCCUUUCAACGUUCCGGGCUAUGACUCAACCUUGGGUUUUAUUGACAACAUUGGAAACAAGGACAAGCUCGAGCAGUCGACUGCGGUAACCGCGUUGCUCCAGCUUGGCGCUGUGAUCUACUGUAAAACCAACGUUCCCCAGACGAUGAUGACGGUCGACUCAGAUAACAACAUCUUCGGAAGAUGCUUGAACCCCUCCAACACUAGCUGGACCGCAGGUGGGAGCACUGGGGGCUCUGCUGCCUUGAUCAGGGCCUGUGCAGGGAAUAUCUCGAUUGGAACGGACAUCGGGGGGUCCAUCAGAUUGCCAGCCCUCUGCUGCGGAAUCUAUGGAUUCAAGCCCUCCGCUCAGCGGUUCCCGAGUGCAAAGCAGACGAAGCCCAUCGAUAAUGCGCGCCGCGGGUCGGGAAAUUUGGAAGUCUGCUCGGGGCCCAUGACCACCUCCAUGGACGACAUUGAGUUAAUCUUGAAGUCUGUGUUGUCGAUUCCCAACUUGGACAAAAUCGACACCGAAAUGUUGAACGUCAAAUGGCGAAAGGAGUGCGAGUAUGUUCUCCAGGAGAAGCCAUUGCGCAUCGGGGUGGUAGUGGAGGAUCCCGAGGUGCCUCUUCAUCCGUCCAUGAAGCGCAUUAUCCAAGAGGCGUGCAAUAAGUUAUCUUCGCACUCUGGGAUCGAGCUUGUCUAUGUGGAAAAGUUCCCCAGCUUACACGCUUCCUUCAAGCUCUGCUACAAGUUCUACUCCUUAAACGUCGGAGGCAUGCGUAAGAAGAUUAUCGCAGGCUUUGAGCCUCCGGUGAAGUCUGUACUGAACCUCGACUCGAGUUUCAUAGCACAAGAUUUGGGGCCAAAGGUGACAACUGUCUCUCAACUUCAGGAUCUUAAUGGAAACCGGUUUGACGUGAUUGCCCAAUGGAAUGACAUUUUUAACGUCUCAGACUUGGACUGCUUGUUGAUGCCUGGCCAUGUCGGCACGGCUCCCCCGCACGAUUCGUUUGGAUUGCCAUACUACACCGCGAUUUGGAACCUCUGUGACUUCCCCGCACUAAUUUUGCCCUUUGGUGCGGCCGAUAAGGCAGUGGACACGGCAAAGUACGUGGUUCCAAGAGAAAAGGAGGCGUACAUUCGGAAGUACGAGCCAGAAACCUUCGACAAGGGUAUUGGGCAUGUCCAACUUGUGUGCAAGCACUUGGACGACGAGAAAUUGUUGGGGAUCGGCAAGAUCGUGGAUCUGGUGUUGAACCCAAGAGCUAAAGUGUAACCGAUACAUUUUGUAUUUCGAAGAGGUAAGAUUUUCGUACUUUUACUAGACACUGUAGUUGAGGUCGAUUUUGAGCGCAUGAUUCUGGUACUCCUAAAAUUACGAAUAGAAAAUAAGAUAUA
Messenger RNA from Babjeviella inositovora NRRL Y-12698, 2028 nucleotides. RefSeq lists its product as uncharacterized. Lineage: Eukaryota; Fungi; Ascomycota; Pichiomycetes; Serinales. The transcript has a single exon. The record is from RefSeq and is a predicted model, not a curated record. The coding region runs from base 161 to 1906 and encodes 581 amino acids.